UAGAAUGUAAACAACGGCUUGUUCCGUGCUACUUCAUGGUACAUUAUCUCACUGCGCAGUAACGGAACAUUCGGAGAUGGCGACUAUUUUCGACGCUAAUUUCCCCAACAUGACAGACAGCCUCGACCAGGAGGUUGACCGCUCACUGUUCGUGUCAAUAUUUCUCUGUAUCCUGUACCUAGCCAUGAUGAUAUUCACGAUAAUAUCAAAUGGUUCCGUGAUAAUAUCUGCCAUCUUCGAGCGCUGGAAAGAAGUUGAUAACUUCACUUUUGUCAUGUUUGUUUCAUUGGCUUUUAAUCAGCUCUUUAUUGGAUUCACUAUUUUCCCACUGAUGAGCUACAGCAUGGUGGCUAAGAGGUGGGGACUAGGAGUGCUCUUUUGUUGGUGGUGCGCGCUCCUCAGCACAUACCUUUACACUGUCUACAUAGUUCAUGCUGUGGUUCUUAUGUUCGAUAUCGUGAUCGUGAGAUACAGCGAUCUACGAACCACAAUAUCUGUCUCAGUUAGCAAACGAAUAGCUCAAAACAUAUGGAUCAUCUGUGCUAUCCCCCAGGUUUAUCCCAUUCUCUACCUGGACCAUCCCUACCUGUAUGAUCCUAUCCGUGGGGGUUGUUACCAGACUUUUCUCUUUUAUGACACUAAAAUGUUUUUCAAGACGUUUGGGAUGUUUCUAAUACUACCUAUAAUUCUAAUCUCUAUCACUUACUUCGUUCUGUUGGUAAAAGAGGAGAACCACAGACGGCUCACCGCUACUAUUCUCAAGAAACAAUCCGGUCUUGCUAAGGAUCUGACCAUCACCAGGAACUACAUUACGCCUUGUUUAGCCAUCAUUGCUGUUCUUCUUACUAUCCUACCGUUUUUUGUUGUUGGGUUGCUGAAAAUCCGGUCAGUUUACAUUCCUCGCCCAGCAGCUGAGUUUGCGAACACGUGGAUAUGUUUGGGGGGCUGCCUCCUCCCUACCCUCUACUUCCUGGUCGUCAAAACCUACAGACUCUGUUUGUACCCCGGCUGCAAGUGGGACGUCCACGUGGCGGCUAUAACAAAACUCCGGCGUAAAACUCACAGCCCCUGUGUGAGGAGGCAGGGUGUGGUGAUGUUCAAUGUGCCAAUGAUGGCCAUCACGGAGGAGGGAGAACCAGACUCUCAAAUGUCUCCCCGAAGUACUUUAUCGGUUAACAGUUGUUUAGACAAUCAUCUGCCGCUGUGCGCUGACAAUAACGCUACCCACGGGAAUGGUAGUCUCAUACCAAAUCAGUAUCAGAUAAAAUCCUUGCGGAGGGAAUUACCCCAAGUACCGGGAAAGAAAACUAGUAACUUUUUAACUGUUAAGGAUCCGUUAGAAAUGGACAAUAGUUGUUCGGUAUGAACUAUGAAGUAAUGUUUGCUGACUUCGCAGUUACUAUUCAUUCAUUAUAUAAUAUAGCUAUAUUAAGCUUUAACUUUCGUUUUCAGCACGUUUAAUCAAACAGAUUUAAACGAUCAAUUCAUUUAUUUAAAAAACUCAAUAUGACCU
Messenger RNA from Bolinopsis microptera, 1513 nucleotides. Its product is annotated as alpha-1B adrenergic receptor-like. Gene Ontology annotation, cellular component: plasma membrane. NCBI's taxonomy places the organism in Eukaryota, Metazoa, Ctenophora, Tentaculata, Lobata, Bolinopsidae. Bases 77 to 1366 code for a protein of 429 amino acids. Gene Ontology annotation, molecular function: G protein-coupled receptor activity. Gene Ontology annotation, biological process: G protein-coupled receptor signaling pathway. The record is from RefSeq and is a predicted model, not a curated record. The transcript is spliced from 7 exons.